Messenger RNA from Schistocerca piceifrons (Central American locust), 1247 nucleotides. RefSeq names its product nuclear mitotic apparatus protein 1-like. Gene Ontology annotation, molecular function: protein binding. The coding region runs from base 38 to 979 and encodes 313 amino acids. The record is from RefSeq and is a predicted model, not a curated record. Lineage: Eukaryota; Metazoa; Arthropoda; Insecta; Orthoptera; Acrididae. The transcript has 5 exons.
UGCCUGUGUCUAGGGUAAGUAUGGAUACAACGUUACCAUGGUGACGGAUGCAGUUGAGUGGGCGUCUGCUACAACAAUGGCUGGAGCAAAACUAAAGAAUUCAUCUGUUGCACGGGAGAAUGCAGAAAUCCAUUAUCAGCCCGAAGUUUCUAUAGAAUCUGAUCGUAUACUCGGUGUGUUGGACAGCGCCAUACGUAACAUGGAAUUAGUUGUUUCAGAGGCCAGUAUCAUCUUCAUUGGAUACAUGAAACAGCUACGUAACUGUAUUGCACAGAGAUUGGCCAUUACCCCCAUAAAAGAACUGGAAAAACAAAAGAAUUUGCACCGCAUAUGGCAUCGUAACCUGAAAGCUAAGGCUGAUAUAAUAAGAUUAAGAGAUGAACUUGAAACUCAGAGGAAUGAAGGUAAUGCACAGCUUGCAGAAAAAGAUAUCUCAAUUCAGAAGAAUGAGGAACAUAUUGAUAAACUGAAAAAACACUGUAAGGAUAACAUUAAAAAAAGAAUAAAUGAGUCAGAAAGAAAUAUGAUAAGUGAUUGGAAACAGAGUGAAUGCAGACAAGAGGGACUUCAGAUAGAGCUUAAGGAUGCUGAAAAAAAAUUUGAGAACUUGCUCUCAGAACACUUGCAGUGUGAAAAGAACUUGAAAGCAAGCAAGCAAAAUGUUGAAUUACAGUUGCUCACUGUGCUGAAUAAAUACGAUAAAGAUAUGGGACAGCUACAGGCUACACUUGAAGAGAUUAUUGAAGGUUUCAACAAAGAGAAGCAACAGAUGAGAGAGUUACAGGAGCUGUUUAACAUCCAGGAAAUGGAAUACACGAGGUUAAUGACUGAAAAAGCUGAAGAUGAACAACGUGAACUGGACCAUAAAAUAUACAUUUUCAUUACAAACAGAUGUGCACGCAGAAUUCAGCAUGCCUGGAGAGAAUACAAACAAAGAAAGCUUUCAAAGCGUAAAGGGAGAAAGAAGAAGAAAAAAUAAAAUGGUUAUUUUUCACAUUUUCUGCACAAAAAAACAAUAUAAAGAUAGAUAGAUAGAUAGAUAGUAGUAGUAGUAGUAGUAGUAGUAGUAGUUACUUCAUUUAGUGACAGUGUACAUUGUAUGGAUUUCAUCAAAGAACAUAGUAUAACAAAAAUAAGAUAAGGGUGUACAGUUUCUUACAUAAUACAGUGGUUCAUUGUAUCCAUCACAAUAUUUUUGGGUAAUACAACUUUGAUUUCUGUAAUAAUAUAAAAGUAUGAGAAGGAUC